CAGUGAAAUAGUGGAAUAGUUGAAAUGUUGCCCAAUUGCAGUGCUUACCAAUCGCAAUGCCGGCCGUCCAAUCAAAGUUUAAAAUACUAAUAUUAAAACAUUACCUUUGGAAUAAAUUGUAUAUUUAAUAUUUUUCAAUAAAGUUAUUUAAAAAAUGCUGCUCUUUUUUAAAUUGUGUGUGACUCAUCUUCCUAGCUAGUGUAAGGAAGAAGGUGGGGGGACUAGCUUUAUGUCGAACGGAGAGAAGCAUGUGGUAGAUCAUGAGUAGUUGUCAAAUACAGCUACUCUACACAUUUGUUUCUAUCAUUGCUCAUUCAAAUAACUAACUACAAUAUGUGUUUCGCAUUGUAACAUGACUCUGAAGCGGUGCUUGGUCUUAAACCAGCAAAGAAUUGGGGCCACCAUGGAACCCGUUUUCCCGGCCGAGAGCCGGUUCUUUGGCGGUGGAAAAGCAAUGAACAGAUCUUAUCUAAAACCUACAAGAUGGCUUAUCCAACAACCUUGCAUCAAAUCGGUGGCAACGGUGGUCGAUCGUUUUCCUUGACUGGAGAGAAAACUGGAGCCACGCUAAAGCAGCUGAAUGUGUGGGUAGGAGACUCGCAGGUGAAGGGUGUCCAAGUCUACCUCACAGAUGGAAGUCAUGAUCUUUUGGGGGAACGAUCUGGUUCUAGUGAAGAGUAUACAUUUCAGCCUGGGGAGUGUUUCACCUCUCUGUCGCUGUGGGGGAAUGGAGAAGGUUCUCGUCUAGGGGCCAUCAAAUUCAAGACAAAUCGUUCCGGAGAGUUCUUCGCCAAAAUGACCAGCUGGGGAUUGAAGACAGAAUACCCCAUCGAUAUUGGCUCUGGAAUCUGCUUCGGGGUUGCUGGAAGAUGUGGCGGUGCCAUUGACUGCAUGGGCUUCAUAUUCCUCAAUGCUGUCAAGAGAACCGUUUUGAUGGACGUCAACUACCCAACAAUGAGCCAAGUUGUACCGCAGGUGACUGUAGAAGAAAUCAAAUCCAUCACCUACGACAACAACACCACAGCCGACCAAGUCAACCAGAUUGAAUCCUCCAAGAAGAUUACAAAGAAGUCCUCUUGGACUGUGACCAAGCGCAUGGAGGCAACUUUCAGUAUAGAAGUGAGUGCAGGAAUUCCAGAGGUAGCGGAGGUUACAACUGGAUUCAGCUUUACCGCGGGAACAGAGAGCUCUUACAGUCUGGAAAACACUGACGAGAGAACGGAGACGGUAUCCUUUACCAUAAAUGUUCCUGCAGGAAAGAAGGUGAAAGCUGACAUUACAAUCGGUCGAGCCACCAUUGACCUGCCUUACACUGGCACUGUGAAAAUGACCUGCAAUAAUGGCAGCGUGCUUCAGUAUGCCACCAGUGGUGUAUACAAAGGUCUUACCUACACCGAAGUUAAACAAAUUGUUACAGAAAUGUAGAACAAACAACGAAAGCAAUGUACAUGUACAUGCCUGAUUGCCUUUGCUUUUUACUUUACCAUGAUUAUUUUACUUCAUUGUUAGGAACAUCAAAUACAUUUGACUUUAUCACUGCAUUUGUACUUUAAGUUACUUAUUACUUAUUGGUUAGUUAAUGACUUGUUGUUUUAAGAACUUGCCCUUAAAUAAAAUGUCUGUUGGACACGUUCUUAGCAGCAAUGAGAUGUUUUUGACAGAUUUGAAUAUCAUAUUAUUACAAUUAAUUUGGCUUGUAGCGGUAGACUUCAUCUUAUAUGCGCUGUGGAGUCUAUUUUUAUAUAACAUUACAAGAUUCUUAUUAUUACAUUAUUUGCUUAUUGUGCUCAUUGUAUGUGCUGUGACUUAGGAAUAAAUGGACCCAAUCACCCCCCCCCAAGUUUUGAUGGGGUGGACAGGAACGAAGGGAAAAGUUACAUGAGAAAGUGUUUAGCUUGCAAUAUUGAAGGUAGCAAGGUCGAGUGCAGAGACUGAGAGAACACAAAGAGGUAGUCAGAACAGCACAUCGCACCGGCCUUCACUUUGUAUGAGAGCCGCGCUCCCCCGCAAAGCUAGGAAGCAACAUUAUGGUUUCCCGCUAUAUCUGAAGAAACGUUAGAGAAAACAAAUGAGUAUGAUGGUGCCAGAGUAGGGAGGGACUUCCACAGGCCGGCCGAAUGCUGAUUGGAGGAUCGUGUUGCCAAGAGACUCUAUCUGAGUCUGUGCACCAACCAAAGAGAACCAAGUCUAAACCACGGUAUCUCUUCAGCUAGUCUUGACCAAUCAUAAAUGUACGGGCAACGCCCUGUGUGAUCAAAUGUAUUGUCGCACGAGGUUCGAGGCUCUUGACGGAUUUGGUGGUUACAGAUUACAGCUUUGCUGCCUGUGAUUCCCGGAGACGUGAUGAGUCCUUGGCCAAGUGAUAUAUAUCUUUUGCUCUCUUUACAAUAAAUAGUUCAACUUA
Gymnodraco acuticeps is the source of this 2404-nucleotide messenger RNA. RefSeq names its product aerolysin-like protein. The transcript has 2 exons. The record is from RefSeq and is a predicted model, not a curated record. Lineage: Eukaryota; Metazoa; Chordata; Actinopteri; Perciformes; Bathydraconidae. Bases 484 to 1425 code for a protein of 313 amino acids.